AUGAGCACCAUUCCAGCUGAGCUUGGCAAGCUCACAGAAUUAUUUGAAUUAAAUCUUGCCAACAACAAUCUUGAGGGUCAUAUUCCUGCAAACAUCAGUUCUUGCAGUGCACUGAACAAAUUCAAUGUGUAUGGCAAUAGACUGAAUGGCUCUAUCCCUGGUGGUUUCCACAAGUUGGAGAGCUUGACAUACCUGAACCUUUCUUCAAACAAUUUCAAAGCCCAGAUUCCCUCUGAACUUGGCCGCAUAGUCAACUUGGACACACUGGAUCUUUCCUACAAUGAAUUCUCUGGGCCAGUUCCUCCCACUAUUGGUGAUCUCGAGCAUCUUCUUUGUCAUGUGGGGCCACCAAUAUCAGCGACGUUCUCGCGUGCGCAGCGCCAACGGUUCGGCGGAGCAAGCGUCGGCAACAAUCAGUGGCUAAAGUUUAGGAGAUUUAUUAGUUUGUUUCCUAAUUAAGUGGAGGCCUAGGUGCCUAUUCAUCCUUGUACCUGAACCCUUGGAGGAUUAAUGAAGAAUUACCAGCCUAAUCUCCUUCCUUCCUAA
Molecule: messenger RNA, 546 nt
Organism: Panicum virgatum (switchgrass)
Lineage: Eukaryota; Viridiplantae; Streptophyta; Magnoliopsida; Poales; Poaceae
Product: LRR receptor-like serine/threonine-protein kinase SIK1
Exons: 6
Coding region: 1-459 (152 amino acids)
Molecular function (GO): protein binding
Source: RefSeq, a predicted model, not a curated record